This is a messenger RNA of Petromyzon marinus (sea lamprey), 9987 nucleotides long. RefSeq names its product syntaphilin-like. NCBI's taxonomy places the organism in Eukaryota, Metazoa, Chordata, Hyperoartia, Petromyzontiformes, Petromyzontidae. The record is from RefSeq and is a predicted model, not a curated record. Gene Ontology annotation, biological process: synapse maturation; axonal transport of mitochondrion. Gene Ontology annotation, cellular component: cytoplasmic microtubule.
GUGUUUUAUUAGAUUGGUGGAUGGGGCGAUGGUUGGAUUGGUGAAUUGGUGGUUGGAUAGGUGGGUGGGGAGAAGUGUGGUUGAGUGAGUAGAUAAUUGGGUGAGUGGUUGGGUGAGUGGUUGGCUUGGGUGAUUGAUUGGAUGGGUGAGCUGGUCGUAACAGAUUUUACAGGUCUUAAUGUAUAAUCGUGGCUGGGUGGAUGGUUGCUUGGCUUGUUGGGUGGAAGGGUGGUUUCGCUGGGUUGAUGACUGAGUGGUUGGGUGGUUAGCUGGGUAGAUGAGUGUCUCGCUUUGCGGUGGAAGGUAGCUGGGUGGGUGGAGGAGCGGCGGUGUCAGGGAGGGUUGGGGCGGCCGCUGGUUGGCUGUUGACGCAUGAUACAGCAGCAGCAGGAGCAGCAGCAGCAUUAGCAGCGGGCAGCCCUCUGUAGAGCACGUCUCCAUGCACGCAGCUGCUGCAGACAACGAGAGGCAACAGCAGCAGCAGACAGAUUUCAUUUGUAGCGAAAUGGGCCCCUUCACGGAUAUCAAGGGCCAGAAGCCCCAGUCGCGAUCUUGUGCUGGGUCAUCGCGGAGCCGCAUACCCCGCCUGGUUUCCCGGCACAGCCCCGACGGUCCUGAUGAGGGAGGGGGCACCACCACACCGUCCUCCACCCCGUCCACCCCGGCCACCCCGGCCCAGGUCCCGGGUCUCGCCGGCCCACCCGAGCGCUCGCGGCGCCGAGAGCAACGCAGCGGCUCCUCCCAGUCCGGUGGCGGCGGCGGCGGUGGUGAUGAGGAUGACGAGGGCGAUGACACCGACUGCAGCAGCAGCCACAUUUGGUCGCCCGCGCAGUCCAAUUCCAGCAGCCUCCUGACGCUGCAUGGAGACCGUAGUGGUGGUGGUGGUGGUUGUGGAGGAGGUGGUGGUGCAGCAGCAGCAACAGCAGUGGAACCAUCAGCCCAGCAGAAACGACCCCGAGACUUGUCCGGGCAGAUCACGAGUGGAGGAGUCCGGAGAUUCGGCUCGGGGAGAGACCCCGUGUCACGACCACAGCCCACAGGCUGCGAGGCGGACAUCAGCUCGUCGGGCAGCACCAACAGCGCGUCGUGCAUGUCCCUGUCGGAGCACGGGGCUCGAGGGGCUCGCAUCACAGGGGCCCAGUCACUGAGAACCCCGUCCCCUUGUCGGGGUCUUGCGGAGACCCCUGCGCUAACCCGGCCCAGCCCUGGCCGUGUUCCCCCUCCUCUUCCUUCUCCUUCUGGCCUCAUCGCGAGUUCAGUCGCCGGCUCCGCGAGCGCCCGGCCCAGCGCGCUGCCUCUGCUCCUCCCCUUGCGCUGCGCGGCGCCUCACAGCCUCGCGCUCGGUCCACGUUCUCCGGCCAAGCCCCUGCCCAGUCCCACCACGGGCUCCCCCCGGGACGGUCCCAUACCUCUGCUGACCCUGCUGACGGAGACAACGGUGGGGUCUGCGGACCCCCAAACGGGGGGUCUGGUUUCACCCCCUGGGCCCCCUACAAGGGGCUCUGGUCUCUUGGCGUUGUCUCCGGCCAGCAGCAGCAGCAGCAGCAGCUCCAGCCUGAACCGCGUGGGCGACGCGUCCAGCCCGCCGGCCAGGAGGUGGCGGUACCCCUCGUCCUCCGAGGGCCACGGGGCCCGCUCCACCAUCCCGGAGCAGCACCUCACCCCGCUGCAGCAGCAGCGCGACGUCACCAUCCGCCACCUUCGGGCCCGGCUCCGUGACAGCGAGGGCCUCCUGGGGCACAGGGAGCGGGAGGUGCAGGAGCUCAAGUCCCAGCUGGAGCGCAUGCGCGAGGACUGGGUGGAGGAGGAGUGCCACCGCGUGGAGGCGCAGCUGGCGCUCAAAGAGGCGCGCCGCGAGAUCCGGCAGCUGCGGGAGGCGGUGGACGUCAUGGAGGUGAGCCUGCACGAGAAGGACCAGGGCCUCCAGAAGUACUUCGCCGACAUCGGUCUCCAGAACCGCAAGCUGGAGGCGCUGCUGCACAGCAUGGAGGUGGCGCAGGGCGGCGCCCGCCAGGACGGGGCCGACGGCGGCGAUCACGAUGCGGCGCACAGCCCGGUCUCCCGCGGCGACGACCUGGGCUUCGCCGACGAAUCGCUCACCGCCGAGACGACCGAGUCGCUCGGCCGAGCGGGAGGGGCGGGAGUGGGAGCAGACGGCGGAGACGGAGGAGGAACACGGGGGGCGGCGGCGGCGAUGGACAUCGCAGCUCCGCGGAUCGCCGUGGCCGCAGCCGCCGGUGUCCUGCGGCGGGGAGUGGCGCGCGGCUCUCUCGGCCUGGAGGUGUCGCUGCUGGAGGAGAAGAUCGGCCGGAGCGAUCGGCAGCAGGAGGAGGAGGAGGACGUGGGGUUGGGCGUCCUCUCCAUCCGGAGCCGUUGCCGCCCGUACAGGAAGUCGCCCACGUCGGCCGAACUCGGCGUCCAGGCCGACAUCGUCAUCUGCGACACGGGGCCUCCCAGCUCCUCGUCGUCGUCAUCAUCGUCCGCCGCCACCACCGGCGGCGGCGGCGUCUCCUCUACGAGCGACGGCAAACUCGUCGACCUCUCGCAGUCUGACCCGACCACCAUCCUCCUGGUCUCGCCCUCGUCGGGCACGGGCCGGCGCCGCUGCCGCUGCGUGCCGCCCCGGAGACGUCUUCUCCUCGGCACAGCGGCCGCCGGCGGCGGCGGCGGCGGCGGCGGCGUGUCGCCGAACAACGACGACGUCGGUGUUCACUUCUGGAGCCGCCACGCCGUGCUGGACUGGGCGGCCGUGGCGGUGCCGCUCGUGCCGACGGUGGCCUGGCUCGUGAGCCGGCACCGCGCCGGCGAGCUCGCUCGCCAGGAGCCGCUCUACAACAUCGCGACGGCGCUGCGCGGCUGCUGCCUGCUGGCGCUCUCCCGGCUGAGGGUGGCGCCCCAACAGCUCUAGGCUGCCGGAGUCGGCGGUGUGGCCGCUUGUUGAGGAGGUUCGUGGUGCGAGCCCCCCCUCCCCCCCUCCCCGCUGGCCCCCACUUGCCCACGCCGGUCGCCCCGGUUAACACCGCGGUGUUAACACCGCAGUGUAAUACCGCGGUGUAUAUACCGCGGUGUUAACACUACGGUGUAAAUACAGCGGUGUUAAUACCGCGGUGUGAACCACGCAAUACCACGACCCGCCGUCCGCUUUGCAGCGGAAGUGAAAGAUCCCGUGACGUCACGGUCCAUAUUUGCCAACUGUUAAGAGACAAAAACGAAUAAAUAACUUUAUUGGACUCGACAAUGUAACAAACUUAGCCCCCUACUGGCAGACAGCGCCCACGUGCAGGCCGGAGCUGCGUUCACCUCGUGCCGCACAGGGACAGCUAUCAGCAGGGGGGUCCCCGACGUUACUGUCUGACGAUUCGCUCCACGUGCUGGGAGCUUCUUCGGAACUGGGAGCGAAACGUCGGACAUCGAAAGCUGUACGUGGUUUAACCCAAAAGAAGAUACUUAAACCCCUCCCCCCACCCUCCUCCUAUCCCCCUGCCCCGCACCGUCCCCAUCGCCACAACUAAAUAUCCGUAUAGACAGAGGGGACGUGUCUCUCCUGGUGCUCCCGAGCAUCUCCAGCAUCUCAGAAUCGUGACGAAGUGGGACAGUGGUGGCACAGUGGUGAGUGCACUGCACUGGGAACCUGGCCUCCUCCCGACUUUGCCACCUGGCCAUGACUAAACUCGUCAAACUAAAUCACGUAAAUCGUGUCUGUCACAUGGCGGUCAAGGGCCCCCUCGGCUACAACGCUUCUAUUUAAGAUAUCCCAGAUUUAGGUGCACUUGGAAACGUGUCGUGAUUUCAUUCGCCCCAACCCCCCCCCCCCCCCCCCCCUUGAAGCCAGUUUUAUAGCUCCACUCCCAACGAGGUAUCUUGGUGGCAGGCCUCUAGUGUGGUGGCCUGCGAGGUCCCUGCGUGUCCCCGGUGUGUGACUGUCUUUGUUGUGGGUUGCAGCCUGAAAAUGUACGACGGCCCUUGUAAUAAGUAACAGGCAUAGGUUGAAGCGAUCCAUGCAGGGCAACCAAACGUCCUGGUUCGACCGGCACAGUCCCGGUGGUCUCGGGGAUGCUGUGGUCCCGGAAUCCUCGAAGGUUUUCGUGAAAAUCGGGAUUUUGUCGCUGGCUUUUAAAUGUUACCUGAGCAAGUGGGCUGAGCUGCCAGAGCAGUGGGCGGGGCUACCUGAGUCGUGGGCGGGACUACCUAAGUCGUGGGCGGAACUAUCUGAGUCGUGGGCGGAGGCUCCUGAACAGUGGGCAAAACGUCGGAGAGAUGGAGGAAGCCCCCACUCCGUGUUGGCGGUACUGGUGAAUAUGUGGGCGUGGUUAUGUAAAAGUAGGCGGGGCUGAAGUAUAGGGAGGCUGGGGCUGCCAGUUUGCCGUCAUUUCUGGUUGAGCUUCCCAUAGACUUGGAAGCUUUUCCUCAACCCCAUACACUCCACUCAUCCCCUUCCCCUCCUCACCCCUCCCAUCACACCCUGACCCCCCAACUUUUUCCACACCACCCCCUUUGGCCAGCGAUUCGAUGAAGUGUCACGAUUCAGGCUCGUGGUUCGAAACCAGAAUUAAUUAUUUUUCUAAUUUCUGUAUUUUCUCAAAUCGUGCAGUACUGCUUGCCGUUUCGUUCAAUCUAUCGGUCUCAUUGUAACAGCAUAUCAUUUGCAUAUCGUUUGUUCACUUCGUGAGUAAUCAUUUCUGAUGGUCACGACUUGAAGGCAUGUUACCAUAAGCAUCAGAAUCGAAGUUGAUGCACAAUGCAAUGCCUAAAAUGAAAUAAUAUUUCAGCCCAUCAGCCAGUUGGCCUGCUCGGUCAAUAUUUUCCAGCUACAUUCAUUAAAGCGGGCAAACUUUGAACCGGGUUUCACUUUCCAAGCCUCACGAGCAGCGAUUUGCCACCAACACGCCGUGUCACAAUGUUGCUGUACUGCACUGCACGGGACCCCACUGCGUUCGUGGAUGGCUCUUGCCUACAACGCAGGAUAGCCCAGAGACAAGUUCUGAACGGGCCCCACCCCCUGCUGACGAUGCUUGCACAACUUGCAAACCCGUACACAAUCCCAUGAUGCAUUUGACAACUUAAACUAACGCCUGUUGGAAAACCUCUGGUGCGUUUGUCUCGUGGGCUUGACGAACAAAAAAAUGUGUUCGAGGGUGAAUGAAAUAAUCCGUGUCUAUUAAAAUUGUAACCCCUCCCCCCCCUCUGUCAAUCCACUGCUGGAUGACGGCCUUACCGUGUCGGUCACGGGGCUUGGGCGUGAAGUCUGCUCCUUUGCGCUGUUGGCUUUUGGUCCGAUAUCCCCAAGCGCACAUCCUCUCCCUCCUCCUCUUCAUCAUCUCAGCCGUCUCCUAUCGAGUGUUCAUCUACACCAGGGCUUGAGCACGGUGUCCCGAAUGACGGCCCACACGUGAAAUGACACCAAACUUUAGCUGUUGUUCUCAGCUACUUAGAAGGCGACAAGAGGUGAUCCGAGUGCGCAAAAACAAUAAGAAACACGGCUUUUGCCGGGUCAAAAUUACCCCCCUCUAGUACCCGAUGAGUGCGACCAAGACGCCUGCGAUAACCGAUGCGUUUCGUUUAUGUUGGUCAGCUGUCCUGGAUUUUGUUCGCCGGCAGUUGAUGUCCCGGUAAAUCUGUAACUCUUGCCAAGACGUUUAAAGUCCAGGUGUUUGCCAAUUGCACAAUGAUGUUCAUCGCACAGCACUCUAGACAAAUGUGUUCACGUGCGAGUCCUCCCCUCUCAUCGAGAGCUGCUCCUCCUCUUCCCGUGAUGUGUCGCGGUUUUGUUUGCACCUCCUCGGAGGAGGCGGCGGCAACUAUAAUUGGUGAGGCCUCGUGCCGUUCAAGAUGAAGUCGUGGGUCGUAUCUGGCUUACGGGGCUUUGCGUUCCCCAUCCAUGAUCUACAUCUUGGCCAACCCAUCCUCUCCUAUCCCCCUCUGCCUUGCAAACUCCCGUACCACCUUCCAAAAUAAUUCGUAAAAUAACAAAAAUCCAUCCUCUCUUCCAAGCCCCAUCGGUGUGCAUGCCUACCCCCACCCCCUUUAUUCGUACGGCUGUCUUGAAAUGCGGUCGUGUCAAGACGCUGUAUAGACUGUAACCUGUAAGUGUGAGACCUCGUCUGUGUCGGUGUGAAUAUUUACGGUUGCUUGCUAACACAAUUUGAUGAGCCAAAUGUAUCGUGUGGAUGGCGCGAGACCAUUAUGAAACCUGGGUCUCCGUGCAUGUGGAGGGUGAUCGAAACUGUGUGGAAGGAGGGGGUAUCAGCAACGUGGUGAUUCAAAAUAGAUGUAAUCAUUGAAGAGAAGGUUGUGGAUUGGUUGGACACGUGUGUGCAGGAUGUGGAAUGGCCGGUUACAGAGACGGACGUUCGAUUGGCACCUGAAGGUCUGUGCCCAAGGGAAGAGGACAUGGCCCAGUGGUGGUGGUGGUGAUGAUGAGACUGUUAAUAGUGGCCCUUGAAUUAUGCGUCAACUGCGCAACAAAGGGGAAAGACCUGAAGCCCAGACGGAGACAACAACGGUUAUAGCAGCCCCUGUAAGGACGUGUCGACUCUGCAACGAGGUGGAGGAGACCGAAACUCGGCUGCAGAAGAUGACCUCGAUGAGUAGACUGUUGAGUGGACCUUGAAGGUCUGGGUGUCUGCUGUGCAAUAGCUGUGGGAACUGGCACAAUGAAGGAAGCUAUGGCGGGGUGUGGUGGCACAAGACGGUAUUGCUUGCUACGACUUCUCGGUCUUCAUUUAAACUGCAUGCCUGAACUCGCCAGGACUGCAACUGCGAUCUAUGACGAUGCACUAAGGUAUUUGAUACAUUUACUGCAUGGUUAAUGGUGGGAGGGGGGCGCUUUACGUAAUCAUUUGGGGAAGGGGGGGGAUAGGGGGGAGGUUCGGGGACCUUAAUAACCACAUGGGCCCUCCUGCUCAUGCCCGGUUUUGUCUUUCUCCCAAUUAUACAAUUAUAUUCCGAUUGUAGACCGCUGUGUCCGCUGUAUCAUGAUCGCUGUAUCAUGAAGCAUUGCGUCAACCGGUGUUGGAGAACGACCUUGGAAGAUGACAUUGCAGAGCUACUUCCGAGGUCCUUUCAAAUUGCCUGUUCUGUUCUAUUCUUGCGUAUGAUGGCAAUAUGUUCUCGAGCUAGAUGCCAAUGUCGAGGUCGGUCUGAUAGCUACGGCGAGAGGGCUUCAGGGGGAGAGUUCGUGUCGUUUUGAUGUUCCUCCGUUAAAGAAGCACACAUUGGAGUGGCUUACUGUGGUCCAUAGUGCAACAGUGGUUUGCUGUGGUGCCCCAUGGUACUAUUAUGGGCCAGAGUACAACAAUGCUUUACUGUGGUCCAUAGUAAACCACUGUCGUCUGUACUUCUCCAAAGGAGGAAUUUCCCGUUAUCCACACGAGGUGGUGGUUCACUCUCUCGCACGCCGUGCUGUCGAGGCGUUCCUUGAUGGUAGUCAAGACUAAUAUUUUAUAUUCAUUCAUCCAAGCUGGAAUUUUGCCAAAUGUAAGUGAUGAAUCAAAUUUAAUUAGUUUUUUUUGUGUAUGUGUGUGUGCUUGGUCAAUGGUGAGCAGGUUGAGACCAUUAACAAAGGUAACUAGCUAAAAACCACAAACUCGGUAUGCGAGUCUACGGGUCUUUCUGUGAGUCUACGGGUCUCUCUGUGAGUCAUUGAGUCCACAGGCGACUGAAAUCUGGAUUUGAAGCCAGCUUCUCAGCAGGGCCGGCCCAAUGUCUCUGACACGGCCAUUCUGAACCCGCCCCGAGCCACUGGGCCACCUCUGAUCGUGACCCGUGGACGACCUCAGUCACGGAGGUCGUCGCCCAGGCUGUGACAUCCUCGUUCACAUCGCCCUUACCUGGAAAACAACCGGAACGCCCUUGGCGUUGGGAAUCUUUGUUUCAUUAUCAUGAAUGCGUUCAAAGUUACAUUCGUGUCACGGAAUGUGUUUACAAAAAGGCACAGCCUUUAAAAAUUAUGUAUUUGGUGUAUUUUUUAUAUUUAUUUAAUUUAUUUGAGUUGUGACCAGAAAUUGUCGUCUGGGUCUUUAAUUUGUGACCCCGUGGGGUCAAGUGAAGUGGAAUGGAGCUGGGUCUCCCGAGACCGUCAUGAGCCAUCAACCAUAGUCAGAUCACCACCAUCUCAAAUAAUUGGAAAAUAUCAGCAUCAUCAUAUCAUUACCAACUAUCAUCACAUUUCAAGCUUCACCUGUCCACCAUUCAUAACUACCAAUCACAACUGUCACCAUCACUGAUAAUUAUAUACAAAUCACCACAAAUCAUUAUUAAAUAUCAGCAUCAUCAUAUCAUUACCAACUAUCAUCACAUUUCAAGCUUCACCUGUCCACCAUUCAUAACUACCAAUCACAACUGUAACCAUCACUGAUAAUUAUAUACAAAUCACCACAAAUCAUUAUUAAAUAUCAGCAUCAUCAUAUCAUUACCAACUAUCAUCACAUUUCAAGCUUCACCUGUCCACCAUUCAUAACUACCAAUCACAACUGUCACCAUCACUGAUAAUUAUAUACAAAUCACCACAAAUCAUUAUUAAAUAUCAGCAUCAUCAGUGGCAUAAUCACAAAUUACCAAAUGUCUGCAUAAUCAUCAACAUUGGCAUCACCAACGAUCAUCGGCAUAGAAUCGUCGUCACCCACAAAUCCUGAUCACCCACUCUUCAUUCUGAUGAACACAUCACCAAAUGUCAUCAUCACCAGCACCACCACCAUCUUUGUGGGUCAAUAAAACAAGUAGGGCCCCUCCGCUUUGCAGAAAGUUGACCAACUUUGCGGUUGUACUGUGGAUAUAUUGACCCCCGUCCAUGGGAACGUGGAAUUGCACCACGGAGCUCGGAGCCUGCCACCUCGUUUGACGGUGUGGGGGCUGGCUGUAGGUGUUCACGCCGUGUCGUGCCGUGGCAUUUUGUCUGUGUUCAGUAGCAUCUGGUCUUGACUGUGUGGGCCCUUGCGAUAUAACCCUGAGCUCAUUGAUGCCUGCCAGUCGCUCAUUCAUUUGCUCGCGCCUCGAUGAUUUACUUUGUAACGAUAGCAACAAAAACGGACGAUACAAUACGCAGCACAUCGUGGCAUACCCGACUGGCUGGGCACGGAUUUGCUGCUUUUGUACGUGUACGUAUGUUGAACUUCUUUCACGCACCGCACGUUCGGCGAAAUUAGGCGAAAACAAUGGAACACGCGAGCACCUGUAGGACAUGUGAUGUUCGCACGAAAAAAGGGUGACGGACAUGAGAACUCCUUCGAACACACAGGGCGAUGCUUCGCCGUUGCUUUAACGAGUGCGCGAAUGCACGCGAGGUGUAAGGGCGCAAGUCCGCGUGUGAACGAACACCGAAGGCACGCGACUGCUGUAGACCGCGUGCGGCACUGCACCAACGGCCGGUUAAGUGGUGCGGUCGGAUAUGCGACGUGCCCCUUUAACAAAAAGCGUACACGGUUAACUCUCGAUUAUUUACCCAGGUUUGCGGAUCUAAGCGUGCCUCGCGGGUAGAAAACAAAUGAACGAGUGGAAUAUCCUCACGCUACUCUCCCACCCCCCCACCCACCCAACGACGGUCAGGGAGUCGGUGCCCACGUCGAGUGGCAACACGUGGGCAGGUAAAAAACAAAAUCUCCCGAUUUACGUUUAAGAAACACGACGGUGGGACUCUCGUCCCGGUCUCUCGAGUCCCCACCAGGUUCAACAACAUUAAACUUGAACUAUAGGUGGCGGAUCUUAUUACGCAAUUAUGUUCUUGUAGGCUAAUUUUACACACGUGGUGUUAUUAUUACACGUGCGUCUUGUUUCAAACUGCCCAACCCCCUAUCCCCCCCCACCCUCCUCCUCACCUGACCCCAAAUAAUCGAGAGUUUACUCGUUUAUUUUGCUCGUGUCUGCAUUAUUUUGUGACCGGAAAAUAAAAAAGCAACAAAAUAUAAAACAAUCGAUGUGGACCGAUUAAAAAAAAAGAUUCAAACACCAAUCAGAACGCGCAACGAUCAAGAAUAAAAAUCAUGUACGGCC